GUGCUGGCCCAGGUCGGCGCCAUGCGCGGCCACGCCCGGGGACCAUGGGCCACGGCGCUCUGGGUGUGGCGGGCCGAGGGGCCGCGGGCCCUCUGGAAGGGGAACGGGGUGGCGUGCCUGCGCCUCUUCCCCUGCAGCGCCGUGCAGCUGGCCGCCUACCGCAAGUUUGUCAUGCUGUUCACAGAUGACUUGGGCCAUAUUUCCCAAUGGAGCUCCAUCAUGGCUGGAAGUCUCGCAGGCAUGGUGUCCACCAUUGUGACAUAUCCUACAGACCUCAUCAAAACCCGGCUGAUUGUGCAGAGCAUGCUGGAGCCACCUUAUAAGGGCAUCUUCCAUGCUUUUUCUACUAUUUAUCAACAGGAAGGGUUCCUGGCUCUUUACCGAGGGGUUUCCCUCACUGUUUUAGGUGCUCUUCCAUUUUCUGCUGGUUCCCUUCUCGUUUACAUGAACUUAGAGAAAAUCUGGAAUGGGCCCCGAGAUCGAUUCUCUAUCCUCCAGAACUUUGUCAAUGUCUGUCUAGCUGCUGCAGUGACCCAGACCCUUUCAUUCCCCUUUGACACGGUGAAGAGAAAGAUGCAGGCUCAUAGCCCCUAUCUUCCCCAUUGUGGUGGAGUAGAUGUCCAAUUCUCAGGAGCAGUGGACUGCUUCCGGCAGAUUAUAAAGACCCAAGGGAUGCUGGGGCUCUGGAACGGAUUGACAGCCAAUUUAUUGAAGGUAGUUCCAUAUUUUGGAGUUAUGUUUAGCACCUUUGAGUUCUGCAAGAGAAUCUGUCUUUAUCAAAAUGGUUAUAUUGUGUCUCCUCUGAGCUAUAAAUUGACCCCUGGGGUGGAUCAGAGUUUACAACCACAGGAAUUACGGGAAUUGAGGAAGUUCUUCAAAACUGGAAAACUGACAUCUAAAAAGCCAACUCUGUAA
This is a messenger RNA of Orycteropus afer afer, 915 nucleotides long. RefSeq names its product solute carrier family 25 member 43 (gene SLC25A43). NCBI's taxonomy places the organism in Eukaryota, Metazoa, Chordata, Mammalia, Tubulidentata, Orycteropodidae. Gene Ontology annotation, biological process: transmembrane transport. The record is from RefSeq and is a predicted model, not a curated record. The annotation marks the transcript as partial. The transcript has 5 exons.